Yamadazyma tenuis ATCC 10573 is the source of this 1482-nucleotide messenger RNA. RefSeq lists its product as uncharacterized. The record is from RefSeq and is a predicted model, not a curated record. Lineage: Eukaryota; Fungi; Ascomycota; Pichiomycetes; Serinales; Debaryomycetaceae.
AUGGAGACGCCCAAAGUUGUAACGCUCCACAAAGGUGUGGAAUCUCCGUCCUUUUCUAUAAAAUUGCUGGCCGAUGUAUUAGAACAACUUACCGUCUUUUCCCGCAAAAAUCUCAAACCCAAGUUGGUGGUGAAAGGCGGUCAAAUAUCCAUAAAACUCUCGGACGAUGUGAUAUUCACAUGCUCUCAGGUGCCAGAAUACCAGAAUCUUGAGAUAUACCAGUCGACCCUAGACCCUGGUGUUUUUGCCAUUUCGGGCAAAAUAAAGACAAAGCUUAAUGUGGUGGCAGAUGCUCCUCAAGUCAGAGAUUUGGGUAAAACUCCCACCAAGAUACAGGUAUCUACAUCUGUUUCCUCCGAGAAUCAUGCUGGGGUCUUGACCCAGUCAAUGCCAGCGUCGCCGUUGAAUUUUGAUCCUUACCUCGUGUCGCCAGGUGAUUCCAAGUCGGACGUUGUAUCUAAGUUCCUUUUCCUUUUGGCAAUGGGUCCUACGUCUCGCGAGCAGCUCACAAGCGUGCUCCAGUACAAGCCUAAGGAGCUCGACGAGCUAUUACUAGAGUACUGUCAAGUGUAUGAUGGUAAUGAUGCAUUUUUGGCGGAUGACAUAUACCCCAAUCGAAGAGCUAUCACCGGUUUGCCUGAUACGAAGUUAUACAUAUUGAAGGAUAAGGCAUACAAAAACCUCCGUCCCUGGGACUGGAAGUACUACUCGACUGAGGAGAGGCUUCUCAUCAUAGCCAAUUCUCACAACGCGUUGAAGAGAUUGGGAUACCUGGAAACGCACCCAUUACGCAAGAAAAUCCUCGAGAAGCCAACCGUGUCAGAAGACGUGGCAGGGCUGAAGAAGCCCCCAAGCAGCCUCGGGGGCGGCAUAUUGGUGUCGUCCAAAAAAACCUCACCUUUUAAGAAGUCUCAAACCGAUUCUCCCCGUUUGGGCCCCUCCAAUGGGCUUGGCAGCACUCCUACUCUUAUGAUACCUGCAAGUAAUUCUACCAAUUCGAGCCCCUUGAGGCACGUCAAAGAACUGAAAAAGAGGCAAUUGAGCCAAAACUCGAGUUCAUCAUCUGACGAAGAAGCCAAACGAAUCAAAAAGGAUAAGGACGAUGUGACAUCACCUUCUUCGGUCAAUGAUGAUGACGAUGAAUUGGACGAGUUGGACAAAUCUAAGAGCAACCACUAUACCAUGUUGGCCACUAAAUUCAGAACAAAGUAUAAAGACUAUGAAACCUUAUACAACUCAUUGCAUGAGGGGUCAAUAUCUGAUCCUAAGAAGGCACUCAGCAAGCUUUUUGAGCUCCACCAGGCGUUAAAGGACUGGAAAAAACAGUUGUGGAAUUAUGAUAAUGAGCUCAAAUCAAAGACUACCAUUAUGAAUUUAUCCAAGCAUAAAAAGACCGCUGACUCUUCCGAAAAUCAUUCGGACCCCAGCAUUACAUUCAAACAUAAGAACCCCAAGACCGUUAAGCGGGUUCUUAACUAUUAG